Messenger RNA from Seriola dumerili (greater amberjack), 2521 nucleotides. RefSeq names its product ADP ribosylation factor like GTPase 6 interacting protein 6 (gene arl6ip6). Lineage: Eukaryota; Metazoa; Chordata; Actinopteri; Carangiformes; Carangidae. The record is from RefSeq and is a predicted model, not a curated record. The transcript is spliced from 4 exons. The coding region runs from base 200 to 625 and encodes 141 amino acids.
UUUGCGUGCGGAAGUGCGACUGUAAAAAGGCAGUAGCAGAAACCUGGUCUUUGCCAGUUUCUGAUCAAGUCCACCACGGUUCUAGUAUGCACACGAACCCGGAGCUCAUGCGUUCGUCAGGAAACCGAGGAGAACGACACAGAGGGACGUUUUAGAGACGGUGACUGCUCCUGAUCCAGGAUCACCCAGGGACAGCGGCAUGUCAGGGGAGGGAGCCGGGGGCAGAGCGGCUGCACGGAGUGGCCCCAGACUGUGGUCUGUGGUCGGACUGUCCGUGUUUGGCUCCGCGGUGUCUGUGGCCGCGGUGGGCUGUUUCUGCGCGCUCAUCUACCCCAUACUUAAAGAGCUGCGGGCGGUCAGGCUGAUAGGAGAGGACGGGUCUGAGGAGAAGAUCCUGGGCUUCUGGAGUAUCCUGGUGCUGUCACUAUUAGCAGGAUGUAUCUGCUGUGUCUCCUCGUGGACUCUCACCUACCUGGACUCGUACCAGCCUGGCACGGCGUUCCCCACACUGCUGGACCUGACCCACUUCAGUGACGCAUCAGGUUGCGCCUUCCACGUGGGUUAUGGUGUGGUUGUCCUCAAUGGCGUCAUGGCUAUGCUUACCGUCAUCUGGAGCCUCACCUGACACACACACACACAUACACACACACACACACACACACACACACACACACAGUAAAAACACACAUGUGCACACCAGACUAGAACAUGUUAAAGUGUCUGAGAAGUUUCACUAUUUAAUGAAAAUAAAAGUUUGUGAUAAUGCACUGUAGUCUUCUAUGACACCACACACACAGCUGAGUAGAUCCAGGAAGGAAAUCCACCUUCUGGAAUGGUUCAGUUAUAGCCCAGACCUGAAGGUGUCGCUAAGUUGUUGUCAGGGGCCGAGACUUUGUGGCCCCCUUGUUAGAGAAACGGUUUGUGGCUUUACUUGUUUCUUACACGAUCGCAUUUCCCGAACAGUGAAAGCACCACCAGUGUUUUUUCCCCCGAGUCCAACUUGUCUGUCUAGUUGAGCUGGAACAGUCUGAAUCAAAUUCAUCGUAGAGGUGUAGGUCUACUGUAGUCCAGAGGGUGCAGUGCCCCCACCCUGAGCCAGGCACUGAAACACUCUUUGCUCUGCGGUGUUAAAGGUGUGGUAGGUGGAUCCAUUGUGGACCAUUUAUUGUGUAGAUGGCUGUGGGCAGACCUGUUCCUGGUUUAUUAGAACAGGAUCAUAUCAAGACCAGAGUCAAUCAAGACAAGUGAUGUCAAGUCUCAGGUUAAUACAGACAAGUCCAGGUCGAGUUUAAAGGUAAGGGAAACGAGUCCAGGUCAAGUCUCAAGUUAAUAGAGACGAGUCCAGGUCAAGUCUCAGGUUAACAGAGACGAGUCCAGGUCAAGUCUCAAGUUAACAGAGACGAGUCCAGGUCAAGUCUCAAGUUAACAGAGACGAGUCCAGGUCAAGUCUCAGGUUAAGAGAGACGAGUCCAGGUCAAGUCUCAAGUCAGCUGAGAUGAGUCUACGUCAAGUCUAAAGGUAAGAGAGACGAGUCCAGGUCAAGACUUAAUUGAGCAAUGAACAGACUUGAACCAGUAAACCCGUUUCUGGUCCUCUGAGUACAGUCCAGUCUAGUUCUCAGGGGGGACACACAAUUCUUCCUGAAACUUGAACCUCUUCAUCUGACUGCUGCAAAACUGACUCAUUGUUCUGAAAUGCUGAACACAAACAUACAGUACAUACAACUCUGGUCCUGUUUGUGGACUUGUUACGCUGAAUAAGUUAGUUCUCUGUUGGAUCCAGUCCUGAUAUCACCAUAUCUGACCUCUGACCUUUUAAAGAACCAGAGACAAUCAUUUCAGAAUUAAUUUGAGGUCAUAAAAACUUAAAUUACCGAAUAAAUAUCUAUCUAAACCCGCUGUUAAUUGUGGUUUGGGUCUUCCAUUAUCUAAAUAUUACUAUUGGACAGGAGAGGGACAUACUGGUGGUUAAUUCUCCAGGUCAUUAAUCUCUGCUGCCCCCCCCUGGACUGAAACCAGAGCUCACUGUCGCCUCACUGUCCUGUUGAUUAAUCAGGGAGUCACAGUUUAACUGUCUGAAAUUCACUGAAGAAUUUCACUCAAACAUGAACAAAAGUCCAUAAUAUUUAAAUUAACUCACCAAUUUGUCACAAUCACGCUUUUAUUCUGUCUGUCUGCUACAUUAAGGUUGAUAAGGCUUCAGAUUUUUAUUUUGACAACUUUGCUUCUAUUGGUCAACUAUGUUUAAAGCAGACUCCUAUGGGUCCUUGAGGUUCCUGAAAGAUAUUCGUGACCUUUAUUUCUGAGGAUUCAGUAUCUGUAAAGAAGGACUAGGGGAGGUAAAUGAAGGUUGUGUUGCCUCCUGAUAAAACAUGGACGACCGUAGACAGCAGUGUAUGAUUUACUCACUGGGACUGUGUCCACUGAUUCUCCCAGUCUGGUAGAAAACUAAGACACAUUUUUUUCAGGUCGUCCAUCUCAUUCUCAUGGACAUGAUAUCUCAGUAACACCUUGACAGAAGU